This is a messenger RNA of Lagopus muta (rock ptarmigan), 2679 nucleotides long. It is a transcript of the gene LRIT1, whose product is annotated as leucine rich repeat, Ig-like and transmembrane domains 1. NCBI's taxonomy places the organism in Eukaryota, Metazoa, Chordata, Aves, Galliformes, Phasianidae. The coding region runs from base 1 to 1881 and encodes 626 amino acids. Gene Ontology annotation, molecular function: protein binding. The transcript has 4 exons. The record is from RefSeq and is a predicted model, not a curated record. Gene Ontology annotation, cellular component: endoplasmic reticulum membrane.
AUGUGGAUCACCGUGAGUUUGCUCUGCUGCUUGGUGCUCGGGGGGCUGCCGUGGGCAGGCACCUCGUGCCCCUCGCAGUGCAGCUGUGCCUUCCACAGCCUCAACGAAGGGACGAAAGCCAGGACGGUGCUGUGUAAUGACCCAGAGAUGACCCUCACCCCCGUGAACAUCCCUGUAGAUACAUUCAAGCUUCAAAUAGAGAAGACAGCCAUCCGCAGGGUGCCAGGGGAAGCUUUCCACGCACUUCACAACCUGGAGUACCUCUGGUUACCCUAUAACUCCCUGGCCAGCCUCAGCGGGAUCACCUUCAAGGGCCUCCGUCGUUUGCUGGAGCUGAGGCUAGAUGGAAAUGACUUAAUAUCAUUUCCCUGGGAAACCUUGUCUGACAUGCCACAGUUAAGGCUUCUGGAUUUACACAACAACGAACUUACCUCAAUCCCUCCAGAUGCUGCUCGUUACAUCAAGAAUAUCACGUACCUGGACCUUUCUAGCAACAAACUGAUGACUCUUCCUCAGGCUCUUAUUUCUACCUGGGCCAACCUGCAAGCAGUCCCUUACUUUCCCAAUGAUAACUCCAAGAUCAUCUUAGGUUUGCAAGACAAUCCUUGGGCGUGUGACUGCAGUCUGUAUGAAAUGGUCCAUUUCCUGAAUUUCCAGUCUCCCAACAUAGCGUUCAUUGAGCCCAGGCUGAAAUGUUUCACCCCUCGCAGCCUUGCAGGAGUCUUCUUCAGCCAAGUUGAGCUAAGGAAGUGUCAAAGCCCUGUUGUACAUACGUCUGUAGCCAAAGUAAAGACCAUCCUGGGCAGCACUGUGCUACUGCGAUGUGGGACAACGGGGGUGCCCAUUCCUGAGCUCAGCUGGAGAAGGGCUGACGGUGCUCCACUAAAUGGCACAGUGCACCAAGAGAUCUCUAGUGAUGGGAUGAGCUGGUCUAUCCUGGGCCUUCCUGUAGUCUCUUACCUUGACUCUGGAGAGUACAUUUGUAAAGCAAAGAAUUUCCUGGGGGCAACAGAAGCAUUCAUAUCCCUAAUCAUCAUGGACUCAGAAAGCACGGAUGACCCCAACUCCAGUGAUAAAGGCACGUGGAGUGGGAAGGCAAGCGGGAUGGAGGCAGCUGCCUACAAUGACAAGUUAGUGGCAAGGUAUGUUAUCACCACCUCCACCAUGCCUACCCUAGGGGCUGGAGCAGGAACAGGAGAGGAUCUCCUCAUCCCAGCUGGAGCACAAGAUAGCAACCCCCAAAACCUACUGGUGAGCCCACCUACUGGUCAGCAGGAGCCAGAGCGAAUUGUGAGAUCUGUCAGGGUGAUAGGAGAUACUGACCAGAGUGUCACCCUGGCCUGGAAGGCCCCUCUGGCAAAGAACACGACAGUGUUCAGUGUCCUCUACGCUGUCUUUGGAGAGAGAGACAUGCGUCGGAUCAAUGUGGAACCAGGGAAGACCAAGGUCAGCAUUUAUGGGCUGCUACCAAAGACCAAAUACAUAGUGUGCGUCUGUGUGAAAGGGCUGAUCCCUAGGAAGGAGCAGUGCAUCAUAUUUUCCACAGAUGAAGUUGCUAGUGCAGGAGGGACCCAGAAACUCAUCAACGUGGUUGUCAUCAGUGUGGCUUGUGUCAUUGCCGUUCCUCUGACGCUGGUGGUCUGCUGCGGAGCACUGAAGAGACGCUGCAAAAAGUGCUUUGUGAGGAAACCCAAGGAAAUUCAGGAGUCCUAUGUCACCUUUGAAAGUCUUUCUCCUGGGGCCAAGGUGAAAGGAGUGGAAGGAGAAUACUUAACUAGACAUACCCCCGAUGAGUCUAACAGGCUCCUCUCUGCCCGAUCCAGUGUGGACUCCGAAGCAAUACCAAAGAUAGAGGGGCAACCAAAUGAAUACUUUUGCUGAUAGUUACUAGGCUGGUCAUUGCUUGUUAGAUGGAAAGUGUGUGGCUGUAUAUAUGACUGUGCUCCAACACUGCAUGCCAUUGUGUCAAUGCAUGUGUCUCAGACAAAUUCUGGAGGAGGAUGCAAGAAAGUAGAAGAUGCCCAGACUUUAUAGGAAUGUGACCAGCUAGAGUUCGAUGUUUUGUACUCAAUCAAAAUCUUCUGUGCUAACGGUCUCAUUCUCUUGGACCAUUCUUAUUUUCAUAAAAUGAUGCAUGCACACUGAGUGUGAGGACAUUAAGGAACACUUUUGAGCAUGCUCUGCUCAGUGCUGUUUAGUACCUGCUCUGAAAUAUGCUAAGUGUUUUAUUUGCAGCUCUUUUAUGGUUCUUUGGUUUACAAAUCGGGGAGUACUUGAUAAUUUUAGUACAAAUACCUGUGAAUGUGAAGAUAGAGUCUUACCUUUUAUGCACCACAUAUUUGCGUGAAACAGGCAAAUUCAUACUUAACAGAUAGCUAAAUACAACUGUUUGUAGUACAUCUAACAACAGUUUUAUAUUCUCAAUUCAAAGAAAUAUGCAAAGAGAUAUAACUCGAGACAAAAACAAUCGACUCCUAAGAACACGUAAGAGAGUAAGUUUGAGAAUGGCAUUUUGACCCUAACCACUGUUCUUAUCACACAAUUGAAAAACACUACCAUGCAGACCUUUCAGUAUCAGACCUAGCUGUUAUUUUCUAGCAGUGUUGUAAUUAGUACAGUAUGAUUUGUAUCAGCUAUGCUACUUAAAAAUCAUACAGUAGCCUCUUCUGCAAAUUAUGU